AUUGGCUGCUGCACUUUUCCUCCGCCCCUACCCCGGGGCAGAGAGCCGCGGCGGCGGGGGACGUUGCUUUAAGUCCCCACGCUGGAGCCGAGGCUCAGCACAGCACGGAUAGGGGCGCGGAGCGCACUGAGAACCCUACUUUCCCGUGAGCCCGAGCCCGGCAAAUGGGCGAAUGAAGAAGGAGAGCAGGGACAUGGACUGCUAUCUGCGUCGCCUCAAACAGGAGCUGAUGUCCAUGAAGGAGGUGGGGGAUGGCUUACAGGAUCAGAUGAACUGCAUGAUGGGUGCACUUCAAGAACUGAAGCUCUUACAGGUGCAGACAGCAUUGGAACAGCUGGAGAUCUCUGGAGGCGCGCCCACCUUCAGCUGCCCUAAGAGCUCACAGGAACAGACCGAGUGCCCUCGCUGGCAGGGUAGUGGAGGGCCUGCUGGGCUUGCUGCCUGUCCCUCCUCCAGUCAACCAUCUUUUGACGGCAGCCCCAAGUUUCCAUGCCGUAGGAGUAUCUGUGGGAAGGAGCUGGCUGUCCUUCCCAAGACCCAGAUGCCAGAGGACCAGAGCUGUACCCAACAAGGGAUAGAGUGGGUGGAGCCAGAUGACUGGACCUCCACGUUGAUGUCACGGGGCAGAAAUCGGCAGCCUCUGGUGUUGGGAGACAAUGUUUUCGCAGACCUGGUGGGCAACUGGCUAGACUUACCAGAACUGGAAAAGGGCGGGGAGAGGGGUGAGACUGGGGGAUCCGGUGAACCCAAAGGAGAAAAAGGUCAGUCCAGAGAGCUGGGUCGUAAGUUUGCCCUAACUGCAAACAUUUUUAGGAAGUUCUUGCGUAGUGUGCGGCCUGACCGAGACCGGCUGCUCAAGGAGAAGCCUGGUUGGAUGACUCCUAUGGUUUCUGAGUCACGAGCAGGACGCUCGAAGAAAGUCAAGAAGAGGAGCCUUUCUAAGGGCUCGGGACGGUUCCCUUUUUCCAGCACAGGAGAGCCCAGACAUAUUGAAACCCCGGCCACAAGCAGUCCCAAGGCUUUAGAACCCUCCUGUAGGGGCUUUGACAUUAACACAGCUGUUUGGGUCUGAAUUCGAGAGAUGCUCACUGACCUAAAAUGCAGACUUGUGAGGGCCCUGGGGGAGGGUGGGCAGAUGGCAUGGUCUUCAGGCCAGAUGCAAGUUCCCAUCCUCAGAAAGAAAGCAGAGUUCUUAGUCAGGCCUCAGUAGAACAGUGGAGAGAGGCUGUCACAGGCCAGGCUGAGCUGAGUCCCUGGAGAGAAUGUGUGUAUUUGUGUGUGUGUGUGUGUGUGUGUGUGUGUGUGUGUGUGUGUGUGUGUGUGUGUAUGUGUGUGUGUAUGCGUGUGCAUGCACUGUUGUUGUUAGAGGCUGGAUGUGACAAUAAUUGGGAGAGGCAGGAAAGGAGUCCAGGACAAGCCUAUGAUAUUCCUCCAUUACCUUACCCAAGACCUCAUUUGAACAUUCUAUAUGCAAAGGGGCAUUUAGCCCUCAGGUUUCCCAGAGGAACUCCCAAUAAAGACCUGUCUCAGGGACCCCCAACCAUUUUUUAAUGGUCUGCUUCCCUGACAAGGCACUGAUGCAGGCAAGGGGUUUGUUUUUGUUUUAAGGGUUGGUAUCCCAGAAUGGAGCACCGGAAAUAGGAAAAUCCCUAUUUAUAGCCCUUCCUAGGACCAAGAUUUCACCCAUGGCUGGGUGCUGGGGACGCAGAACAAGCAGAGGGGUGUGCGUGCGUGCGUGCGUGCGUGCAUGUGGUGUUGAGGAAGCCUGAGAUGCUCCCAGAUCUCUAAAGUGCAGAGGAGAAGCAAUGUGCGUUCACCCCGGUGAUUCCAUAAGCAGCCAUCUCUGAGAGCACACUCGGCUGCCAGGAGGAAAAACAGGUCAGGCCAAUCUCAUGGUUAUCAAUGGACCCUAGAGUCAUACGCUGCCUGGUCCAGCAGUGAGAGCCCAUCCUGACUCCCUGUUGCCUAUCUUAAUGCUCCUGCAGGGCAGCAGAUGGUUGGGGUGAACCCAGAGAUAAUACCCAUACAUUGAGAACAUUUCUUAGUCUACAUCUCAUAGUCAUUCAGCGAACUGGACACAUCUACCCGCAUCACCCUGGAGGUCAACAGGGGACCCUGAGGGUGGGGCUGAUGCCAGGCACUUUAUAUAGUGAGCAGGCGUGCAAGUCUGGGACCCAGGGAAUCCAUCUCAGCCCCCACCCCUUAGCCAGGAGAGAACAAAGUAGGCCCCUGUUCAAGCCCAGCUCGGAGGCUGCCUUAGCUCCUCCUUCGCCCCCUCCUGCAGACCCAGCUCAGCUUGAUGAGGUGUGACAACUGCAAUUAGAGGCAAGCCGCCUGCUGCCCCCAGAGCAUUAAGAGCAAAUUAGAGAAGAAAAAUCACAAGAGAAGCUCUUCUGCCUGCAGUCUAGACUCCCAGGGGACUGGGUGGAGGAAGGAAGAGCUUAGGGCAUAGGGAUGAGGAGGUAAAAGUAACAGCAGGAAGGGUCACCUGCAAGUUCCCACGCAGUUAAAUGAUAGGUGGCCUUUUUUUUUUUUUUUUUAAUCUGUAGCUUUUUGUCAGGCAAUGUGCCUAUCUCUUUCAGAACAAUUAAUCAGUGGGGUCAAAGGGCCCUGCCAUGCUGGCUGCCCCCAUCAGGCUACUCAAAAAGGAAAGCAGUUCCAAGCUCCAGCCUGUGGGCAUCAGGCCUAUCUGCUCUGGCCUGGUGUUUAUCAGCUAGGCUCGCUCUUUCUGGUCAAAUGGGUCCUCAUCCAUUCUGUCCCCACUGAACUUCUGUCUCUGGUGAAGGAAGGUAACUGUAGCUGCCUCUGAUGGCUGCUGCAAUGUGUGUGGAGAAUGAACAUGUGAAAACCCCACACCCUGAAGGGUGGCACAUAUGACACAUUUACUCAAGAGGACACAGGACUGGGACGGUGUAGGAAGCCAACUCAUUUGUUUUGUGGACUAGUCACUGUUCACAUUAUUUAAAUCGACUGACGUGACAGACUCCUUCUUUGACUGGGCACUGUGACAGAAGGAGAGAACUCAGCAAUGGGAAAGCUGGCCUCCACAGCUACCAAGGCACACAAAGAAAUCCAGUUAACCACCACCUGGCCAGAAAAGGGUCAAGGGACCAAAACAAAAUGAUUAGCAAGUAAUUUUGGCUUCUAAGAGAACCCACAGGUGUCUGUCACCUUGAUCUUUAUUUUUCUGCUACACCCAGGAAAUGGUUGCUCAUUUUACCCAGUAGACUCGGAGAAGUUAAUGCUUUCAAGGUCACACAGUACAAAGCUGGGAUUGAAACAGUUUGUAACUGACUUCCAAUCUUGUGUUCAUGCUACCUGGCAAACUGUCCAUAUUUGCUCCACAGCCAGAUCCAGAAUAACAUUUGUCUCCUGAGAUU
This is a messenger RNA of Rattus norvegicus (Norway rat), 3380 nucleotides long. RefSeq names its product inka box actin regulator 2 (gene Inka2). NCBI's taxonomy places the organism in Eukaryota, Metazoa, Chordata, Mammalia, Rodentia, Muridae. The coding region runs from base 173 to 1072 and encodes 299 amino acids. Gene Ontology annotation, cellular component: nucleolus; nucleus; nucleoplasm. The record is from RefSeq and is marked provisional. Gene Ontology annotation, molecular function: protein kinase binding; protein serine/threonine kinase inhibitor activity. The transcript has 2 exons.